AUGAAUUGGGAAGUGGAAAAUUCUGGAUCCUAUAGAAUUCAUGAUUCUCUACAGGUGGUGUGGGUCCUGAAGGGAAAUGCUUUAUUCGCAGUUCCUUUUAGCAGCAAUGUCAAACCUGUCACUAUUUACUCAGACACAGAGUCCCACAAUGAACAAAAAGGAAGCCUGGUAUACCUGGGACUCAAGGACGUUGACCUCUGCCUCUUCUGUGGGGAAAAGGGCCAUCUGACUCUGCAGCUUAAGGUGAGUGGUUGUGAGAAGAUCAUGGACCUGUAUGUGGAAAAGAGCGCACUAAAGCCCUUUCUGUUUCUACGAGGCAUCGAGGGCUCCACCUCUACCUUCCAGUCGGUGGCCUACCCCGGCUGCCAUCUCUCUCUCCCUGUUCUGGGCAUCCUGGGACACCUGGUGAAGGACGCUUGCAGCCACACAUGUACAAACCUGGAAGUAAGAGGGAGCUGCUCCGUGGGGAACCUUCACCGGUUGGGGAGGGGAGUGAUAACAGGCCCAGAGCAGGCACCAGCCUGA
Molecule: messenger RNA, 525 nt
Organism: Hipposideros armiger (great roundleaf bat)
Lineage: Eukaryota; Metazoa; Chordata; Mammalia; Chiroptera; Hipposideridae
Product: interleukin-36 beta-like
Biological process (GO): cellular response to lipopolysaccharide; positive regulation of T cell differentiation; cytokine-mediated signaling pathway
Molecular function (GO): cytokine activity
Source: RefSeq, a predicted model, not a curated record